AUGGGAAUUGAGAGAAACUUGAAGGAUGGGAAAGGGGGAGAGUUAUGUGAAGUGUUUGAAGAAACGAAUACCAACAACAUGAAAUCUAGAAAGAACCGGCGACAUCGACAGUGGAUGAAGAUGUCGCCGGUUCAGAAACUUUUUCUUGCUUGUCAACAUGUUUUUGCUAAUGCUUCACCUGGAAUUGUUCCUUCUUCUCAACACAUUGAAUUGCUUAGUUCUAUUCUAGCUGGAAUAAAACCAGAAGACCUAGGAUUGAAGCCUGAAAUGCCAUAUUUCACUAAUAACAAUGCUGGAACGCCGAAAAUUACGUACCUUCACAUUUUUGAGUGUGAAAAAUUCUCGAUGGGAAUAUUUUGCUUGCCACCUUCAGCAGUAAUUCCUCUUCACAAUCACCCUGAAAUGACAGUUUUUAGCAAGCUUCUUUUCGGAACAAUGCACAUCAAAUCUUAUGAUUGGGCUGUUAACUUGCAUGCCGAUGUCUCACAAACCGAGACACCAGAGAAAAGAUUGGCGAAAGUGAAGGUUGAUGCUGAUUUCACUGCUCCUUGCAAUCCUUCCAUCCUUUAUCCUAAUGAUGGUGGCAACAUGCAUUGCUUCACUGCAGUCACAGCUUGUGCUGUUCUAGAUGUUCUUGGUCCUCCCUACUCUGAUCCUGAUGGCAGACACUGCUCAUACUAUCAAAGUUUUCCUUUCUCCAACUUUCCAGUUGAUGGAGUAUCCAUAGCAGAAGAAGAAAAGAAAGAGUAUGAAUGGCUUGAAGAAAGAGAGAAACCAGAGAGUUUACAAGUGAUAGUGAAAAUGUACAGCAAUCCAAAGAUGGUGGAGAAUUAA
Molecule: messenger RNA, 834 nt
Organism: Lathyrus sativus (Indian pea)
Lineage: Eukaryota; Viridiplantae; Streptophyta; Magnoliopsida; Fabales; Fabaceae
Source: the annotation of a GenBank genome assembly